Molecule: messenger RNA, 312 nt
Organism: Pyricularia oryzae 70-15
Lineage: Eukaryota; Fungi; Ascomycota; Sordariomycetes; Magnaporthales; Pyriculariaceae
Exons: 1
Coding region: 20-262 (80 amino acids)
Source: RefSeq, a predicted model, not a curated record
CGAGCAAAAAGACGUCAAAAUGAAGUUCUCUGCCGCCCUUUUGACCACCAUCACCGCCACCGGCGCCAACGCUCUCUGGUUCGUGCCGCCUCAAUAUACGACCAAUCAACACCUCCAGACUUAUUUCCGAGCCUAUCCCGGGUGUGUUGCGCAUUGCGAGACAUGGUCUAAGUCCUCACAAGGCGGUAGAAUGACAAACAUCGCCACCAUUCAAGCCAAUUGCCAAGCCGAGUGCAACACAAUCUUUGAAAUUGGUCAAUAAAAAUAAACGCUCAUCUCAUCCUAUUUAUCAUAGCGCGGCAGCCUGAGGCG